Messenger RNA from Cherax quadricarinatus, 2518 nucleotides. Lineage: Eukaryota; Metazoa; Arthropoda; Malacostraca; Decapoda; Parastacidae. The record is from RefSeq and is a predicted model, not a curated record.
UUAGCUGAACGAGGCUUCGAGGUGACUCACAGAUGGUUCGAAGCAAAGCCGCUCAUUUGCCUGGUGCUCACGGCAGUGUGUAGGUGAAAACGGUUUUGCUGGUGAUGGAAGUGUAAAGACUAUAACGCGAAUUUUUAAGUGAUGUGCGAGCACUGUGUGAUCCGUACGGAUUUACCAAAUGUUUUUGAACAUUAUGAUCAUUUAGUAAUAAGCAGUCUGACUAUUGAAAUGGGUAAUAAAUCCCAAGUGCUUUAUAAGACAACUCUGAACUACGUUUACGAGGUAACUACGUGGUUGAGUGUCGACACUUCAGGAUCAGACGAAGCUGCUCAAGUCGUGUGAGGAAGUUACGCUAACAGUAGCAACAACUAGCCAGCUUCCAGCGUCAGUGGUGGUGGCUCAGACGUACUCGUGGGUCAGUCCUGAUGGCCGCUCCACCAGCCCACCACCAGAGUACAACCCCCGCCUCCAUCACCACCAGGUCUCCAGGGUGGAGGUGGAGGUGGUGGGGUCGGAGUCGCUGGGAUUGAUGAUCCGAGGAGGAGUGGAGUACGGCCUGGGUAUCUUCAUCACCGGCGUUGAUGAAGAUUCUGCUGCCCAUAAAUCUGGCUUACAGGUAGGUGACCAGAUCCUGGAGGUGAACGGAGAGAGCUUCCUGGCGGUGACCCACGACACGGCAGUCAACAUCCUCAAGUACUCUCGUCGGCUGCGUCUGGCACUGCGUCGGGUGGGCAAGGUGCCUCACUCCUGCACUACCUACGACAGGAGGUGCUGGCCCCCAACACACACCAACGGGGAGACGUCUGCGGAGAACAUGGAGGCGACACUAGCGAUGAUCGAGGAGAAGUCACAGCGGGUGCUGACGCGGAGCCAUCACGCCAGGCUGAGGGAGGCGGUGAGUGACUACGCUGCCGGCAGGGCUCCCAUUCAACACCUACUCAUCACCACCAGGGACCUGCUCAACUCCCCGGACAAGAUGAGUCUGCUAACGGAGCUGCGAGAGGUGGUGCGACCUGAGGACCAGGAGAAGUUCGACGCGGCCGUCUUCCGCAGCGCCAGAGUACAGGAGAAGACCGAUGCUUACGAUGGACACAUCUCUAAUUUGGAUGACUUUAUCAACAUGUACAACCGAAUGGAAAUCCACGGUGAUGAUGUGCCUGUUAAUGACUGUCAAGAGGAAGCUUUGAUGAACGACCAGCGUGUAUCCGAUGUCGCUCAUGAAACUCUAGAGAUCAGUAAAGCUUCAAGUGAGGAUUCUGGUGUGGAAAUGAGUAACGGGAUGAUUGCAAGGAGAGAUGGCGCAAGAUCUCGCUGUGAAAGAAAACGAAGCGGCAAAAUAAUCAGAGAAAAUGGAUCUACUGUCGAAGGUGUGACCUGGGCCGAUGCCGACAAGUCUUGUACGAUUAAUAGCCAACAUUAUAAAUUACUGAGAGAAGAAGAAAGGCAUAACACUCAACCAAUGCAGCAAAAAAAACUUCUGAAACAGUACUCAGAAAAACUUUUACCUAAAACACAAGACUUAGUUACCAGUAUUAAGCCCCAACGGCGCCACAGCCACACGGGCGAGCUCAACGGCGCCGCCAGUGGAAAGCCGCUACCCAAACCCCUCCACGCCCCCGUACACCUCUCUCACCCGCAAAGGUCCGCCCUUUCUCACGCCCGCAAACAGUUCGACGACUACGACACCCAGGCAAACAGAAAUCGUGAAGAAUAUGACCUCCUUCCUUCCACGAGAGUACGGGACGACUAUGACCCAGCGUCGUCCAGAUUAAGGGAGAAUUACGACCCUUCUACACGGCUGAGAGACGAAUACGACUCUCCUCCGUCUAGAGUGAGAGACGGCUAUGAUUCCUCUCCCCCUAUGAUAAGAGACGACUAUGAUCCUUCUCCAUCUAGAGUAAAGGACGAAUAUAAUGGUUCUACACGAGUGAGGGAAGAAUAUGAUGCUUCUACACGAGUGAGGGAAGAAUAUGAUGCUUCUACACGAGUGAGGGAAGAAUAUGAUGCUUCUACACGAGUGAGGGAAGAAUAUGAUGCUUCUACACGAGUGAGGGAGGGAUAUGAUACUUCUUCACAUGUCAGGGAGGAAUAUGAUACUUCACGUGUAAGGGAGGAAUAUGACUCGUCUGUGCAGAGAGGGAGAGAGGAAUAUGACUCUCCCUCGUCCAGAGUACGGGAUGAUUACGAUCCAUCACCGCGAGUCAGAGACGACUAUGCCUUAACACCUUCACGAGCCAGAAAUGACUAUGAUUACGACCCUCCCCAUCCGGGACGACACAGGGAUGAGUACGAGCUGCGGGAAGAGUAUGGAAAACCGGCGGGACGCUGCCAGGACAAGUACGACCUCUUGGAUGACGAGUACGAUGUGGGAUGCCGCACCAGCUCUCGCGAGGAGUACAACACGACCCCCCACUACAGGGAAGUGUUCGAACCGGCGUGCUCCAGGCUCCACUACGCACCCAGCCAUCGCCAAGUGAGUAUUAUGAUUCAAUGUACUACUAAGAACUUGCAGUACUAA